CAUCAGCAACCUCGACUUCCCAUCGCCCCGUCAUUCGUGUUUGCCUCUUCAUUCAUCCCAUCAUCGAUUUCACGGCCGCUCUGCUACUCCCUUCACCGCAGACUCGUAAUCGAGCCCAUCUCCGCUGCACGGUCGACUGCGGGACUGCCCCUCACUUUGUUUCUGCAUCCCACGAGGCGCUCAUCAGCAAAAACGCACAUCAAUUGGCUACAAGUUCCAAGGCUUGUUGCCCGUCCGCCAGCGCCGGGCAGUUACCCACGUGGGCAAACCGCCGCAAAGCUGAUCGCGGGCGAUAGCAAGCUCGACUGUCGAGGAGACAAAUUGCUUUCCAUCCGCACCCACCCAGCCGUCUGUUCAGCCGUCUGUCGGUUCAUCCGCCCGCCAUGGCAACCCAGCAUGAACCAGGCCGGCCGGAGCAGGGCCUCACGCCCUGGCCCAUGACCGAUCCUUGGGCUGCCAGCUCAUUCGACUGGACCGGCAACUUGCAAGACGGCGUGAUACUUCAGGGCGCCUCGUUGCCGCGAGUUUCUGUCCUCGACGUAGAUCAGUCCGCCGCCGCGUUCAACAAGUCGACGUUGUGGCCUCAGAGCCCCAAAAUCAUGCGUGACAAGUCCCAGAUCAAGGAGUAUAGAAACAUGGAGCUGCACAUUCUGCACAAUGCCGAGUUCGAGCUUCAACAUGGCGACACCAUUGUCUUUGUCGACCUGCCGAGCACCCUCAAGGACUCGUGGAGGAAAACCGACUGUGAUGGGGUGCCCUUUGCCAGCACCCAAAAGUUCCGCGUCCACUCGCAGAGGCUUCUGGCAACCGGGUCCUCCAAAUUCGCCGAGUUGCUCGGCCCGACGUAUCAGUUCAGAAUACAGCGCCGCCGCAAGAUGGUCAACAAGAUGCCUCCCGGCGUCAAGUUUCUCAUUGACCUCACGCCCCCCUCAGAAGGCGACGAGCUCGUCUUCCAGAUGACGGAGCUCUCGCUCACCCCCGGCAUCAUGAGCUGGUGGAGCUCCAAUAAGCUGUACGACACGGACCCGAGCCUCGUCAGCGGUCAUGACGAUGUUUGCUCGUGCCGGCAUUUGAGCCGGGCCCCCGACGUCGACAGCGACGACGAGUUCUUUGGGGAUCUCAAGCCCGCCAUCACUGCCGGCAAUGUUUCAGCACCCGAAACAUACGAUGAAACAAUCCAUGGCGGUAGGAAGCCUGGAAUCUAUCAGAUAAUGCCGGAUACCCUGUUCAACCUGAAGCUCUUGGGAGAGACGGACCGCUACAAGACACCAGCGUUUCGGCAGAUACCCGACUACUGCCCCAUCCGCCAUCGCAACGCCAUAAUCCGUCUGCUCUUCAUCAUCGAAGAUCGGGAUGUGCUCAUUGAUUCGGCCAGCCGGGUCUGGACUCUCCUGGGUCUUGCCAAGAUGUUUGACUGCGUCGCCGUCAUACGCGAUCGUAUCGUGCAGUGGUUCAUGCACGGAAACAACAUCAAAUUUAUCGAAGUGCUUCCCGAAGAGGCUCUCCGCAUCGGCUUCGCUCUCGAAAACAUGCAGAUUACCCAAAAUGCGUUCCGAAUCCUUGUCAACGAACUCGCCCUCCAGGACGCGGCAAGUGACGAGGCCAAGCGGGCGUCGCCCCGCACCACGAUAUUCGGCCGGAGGACUGGAGACUGCACAGACGAACAUUCCAACCUCAUACAGCAUGCCGCGCGAACAUUGGUGGAUAGAAUUUCGACGCUCAAGGACCAGCUCCAGAGCCCCGACUUGUUCAACGUCUGGCACAUUGCGGAGUGGGAGAAACUUCGGAGGCUCGAGGUUCUUCUGGCCAAAGGGGACACCCCUUCUUGUCCCAUGGCCCUGGCGUUGCUGCGGGUGCUGAUGGAUGCCCUCCCCACUGCCGUGAACGAAAUAGUACGACGAAUUCUGUCGCAACCCAUCACAGAAAAGCGCUACACGUUCCGGAGUAUGGACGUGGACCGGGCAACCUACAUGCUGCCACAGGACUACGAAAGCCUUGAAUCGAUAGUCUUGCGCAUGAACGACACGCAAAAAUUGCUUUGUCCGUUUUUCUACAACGAGCUCGGCGAGACAUGCAGCUGGCAUCUAUACCUGGGGGCUCAUGCGAAGAAGACGGGGAUUCCAUACCAGUCCCUGGUCAAGGAGCUGGACAUCAUUCUCGGAAACGUGACCCGCGAACAGCCUGCCAUUAUGCGCACUGCCGAAUGCGCCGAGUUUGUGCGCCCAUACGACACUUCUAGCAGAAGCACAGUCUAUCAUUUUCUUCCCGUGCUUGAUCUGGAUCGUUUGGACUGGCAGGUCAAGGACGCCCUGCAGCCCAUCACCGUGUCGUGGAUACGCCACGACGUCGACCCACCUCUGAAUCUCACUCGCCACAUGCUUCUGACCAUGUCGAUGAACGAGUUGAAGUUUCUUCCGUUGUGGGCGGGCGGGUUCGAUGACGGCACGGGCGGAGUGUUCGAGAGCUAUGUUCCCCCAACCGACAUGGGGCCCAACGGCCCCGGGCCUGCAUACCACACGGGAUGCACGUUGCCGUCCGCCCCGGCGAGCAUAUCGGAGUCCAUGAUUGAGGAGAUGUCGGCCAUGAGGUUCAAAGGGAGCACCAUAGCGGGAUCGGUCGACGUGCACGAUAGCAUCUCGACCGUGUACAAGCCCGACGAGGUCAUUGCCGACGAGGUCACCCUCGCAUCCGAGUCGUUUACGAUGGCCGGCUCGGAGUACCAGGAGGCGCAGUUUGCGGUGCCAGCGGCGCACCAGGGCGUGGGGCAGGCGCUCGAGAUGAUGGUCGACUCCGACUCGGGCACGGAUGCGCACGAUGCCUCCACGGCAGACGGCGAGUCGACCGCCAGUAGCGGCGCGUGGGGCAGGCGCGACGACACUGUCGGGCCGUAUAGCGAAGACAGUGACGGUGACAGCGACAGCGAGGGCAGUCUGGUGAUGGUUUGAGCAGCAUCCACGUGCUUCUAGUACAUGAAAGUGGAGAACGAACGAGUUACGAAGAAGAUGACUUUGGGAACGGGUCGCUAAAAGCAAAAGUUUGAAAGGAUGCUGCCUUCAGGGUACGACGAGACGAGGAAUACGGCUGGAUAUCAACGAGACUACGACGACAUGUCAUGACGAGAGAGAGAG
Purpureocillium takamizusanense is the source of this 3128-nucleotide messenger RNA. RefSeq lists its product as uncharacterized. The coding region runs from base 384 to 2945 and encodes 853 amino acids. The transcript has a single exon. NCBI's taxonomy places the organism in Eukaryota, Fungi, Ascomycota, Sordariomycetes, Hypocreales, Ophiocordycipitaceae. The record is from RefSeq and is a predicted model, not a curated record.